This is a messenger RNA of Cryptotermes secundus, 2261 nucleotides long. It is a transcript of the gene shu, whose product is annotated as inactive peptidyl-prolyl cis-trans isomerase FKBP6. Gene Ontology annotation, molecular function: peptidyl-prolyl cis-trans isomerase activity; protein binding; nucleic acid binding. The coding region runs from base 194 to 1582 and encodes 462 amino acids. The transcript is spliced from 9 exons. Lineage: Eukaryota; Metazoa; Arthropoda; Insecta; Blattodea; Kalotermitidae. The record is from RefSeq and is a predicted model, not a curated record.
UAGGCUCUGGAGCUGGAGUUCUGCGAGGUCUGUGAGCGGAAGCGUUACUAAACGGAUGACACCGGCAGAGAUUUAAUAAGGCAUGGAGGCUGUAGUGUAAAUUCAUGUUCGGUUUAGUUUUUUGUGACGGGGCCAUCUGAGUUGAGUUUAGAUUGAGAAUUCAGUUGCGUGUGUUUGUUUUUUAUUGUUUAAAAUGGAUGAUGUCGUAGGUGUUGAAGAAGUGCAUCUUUCAAAAGGAAUAAAGCUAACCGAAGGAAUCGAUGUGGGGAAAUUAACAAACCCAUCAGGCACAACAUUUGAAGUAGACAUUAAUGAUGGUGAUGUCAGAAAUGAAACAUCCUACUUUAAUAAAGAACAGUUGCUGCAGUGUGUUAACUAUGAUUGCAUUAAUGUUGACUCAGAUGAGGAUGAUGCUAAGUCGGAGCCAGGAGUAACUCCUUUUCAGAGAAUGGCUUCAAAAAUGAUAAGUUUAACAGAAGAUGGAAAGAUUAAGAAACGGGAGAUUCGACCAGGGAUUGGGUGUGUAGUCCCAGAAAAAGCUGUUGUAACAGUCCAUUAUAAUGCUUAUGUUGAGUACAGUGAUGAACCAUAUGACUCAACGUGGUUGCGUGGAUACCCUAUGGUAGGUCGUCUUGGUCAGGGUUUCAUUACAGGCCUUGACAUUGCCAUUGCUUCCAUGAAGAAGGGUGAGACUUCAAGGUUUCUUAUACAUCCUGAUAAGGCUUAUGGAAAAUUGGGCUGUCCACCAAGAAUUCCACAGAAUGCUGAGUUGCUGUUUGAAGUGGAGUUAGUGAAAUUUGUAGAUAAUGCUGCAGCUGAAGCUUUUGAGGCUCUCAGCUUGGAGGAUCGUGAAAAAGCAGAGUUCAGUACGAUUUUGAAGGCGGCACAAGCAGAGCACUCAACAGGCAAUGAAAUGUUCAAGAAAGAUCAGAUUGGUGGGGCUGUAAACAAAUACAAAAAGGCUGUCAGCAUCCUUGAGAAUUGUCACUUGAAAGAUGAAGAGGAGGAAGCCAAGCAGCAGAACAUGCUACUCAAGUUGUAUAUCAAUCUGGCAGUGUGUUACAACAAGCAGAAAGUUCCCAGACUGGCAUGUGUCAUGUGCCGAAAUGCACUUGUCAUCCAGCCAAGAAAUGUCAAAGCCCUUUUCAACUUUGGAAGAGCUCUUCUGAUGUUAAGUGACUUUGAUCAAGCUAAGCAUUUCCUGAUCAGUGCUCAGAAGAUUGAGCCACAAAAUAAUGAAAUCUCCAAUGAGCUGAAGAAGCUUGAUAAGAAACGGAAAACUUAUGAGGUUGACGUCAAAAUAUUUUCCCAGCGCUUGUUUAGUGGCACUUCAGGAAAAGUUGAUAAUGAGCCUAAGUCAAAGAAAUGUGUAGUCUCAGCAGAGUUUGAAAAUUCUGCAAGGAAAUUCCUGACAGAGUUUGUUAACGACAGUGAGAAAAGCCAGAUGCCACUGCCUACAGGAUUAACAGCACAAGAAGAGUUUUGCAUCAGGCAGACUGCUGAGCAGCUGGGACUGAUUAUUCGCUCACAGGGGCGAAUUGGAGAAAAAUUACUUUAUAUAUCAAAGCCUGAACCUGAAUGAGGGGCCUGAAUUUUCAGCGAGGAUGAAGUCUUUUACCAUUAACUGAUUAAUGGUGUGCUACAGAGUUUUUUAGUGUAAUGUGUAUGAACUCUUUCUGUGGGCUUGGUUUCCUUGAAUUAGAAGACAUGUUGGACUUACUCAGUACCAGUAAAUGUUAUCUUUUGUUGCACUACUGCAGAGGUACAAGUAACAUCAUGAGAGUACAAUCUUAACAUAUGUAACUCCUCAAUAUAUUUUCAUAAAAGUAUAAAAAAUUUACAGACUGUUUAAACUUGUAAAGCUAAUUUAUUCAUACUUUAUACACACACACAUAGUGUGUUAUGCAUCUGGUUUUGAUUAACAAUUUUGUAAGCUUCUGAAUUUUCAGUAUCUAAUUGUAUAGUGUAGCGUGUAGACUCAUCACUAGGUAGUGACCGUGGAACAAUAUUCACUGCUAGGCAACAGAUUCUUAAUAAGCAAGUAUAUGCAGCCCUUACUGAGUAAUGCCUUUGCAAACAGACAGGUUCUCAUUGCAAGGAGUCCAGUGCAACAAUAGAGGAACUAUUAAAAGUGGUGUUUUCUACGUGGUCUGUGCUGAGGGUUUAUCAGUGGUAAGAGUUUAGAGUUUAGUCAGUUGUAGGGGAGUCUAAGAAGAGAAGACUUAAUCGGCAUAGUUGAGAGCCAGCAGGCAAUGAAGUAA